Nerophis lumbriciformis (worm pipefish) is the source of this 2163-nucleotide messenger RNA. NCBI's taxonomy places the organism in Eukaryota, Metazoa, Chordata, Actinopteri, Syngnathiformes, Syngnathidae. The record is from RefSeq and is a predicted model, not a curated record.
AUGUCCCAAAAAACCGACUCUGAAAGUGACAUUUGGGAUUAUAAACCUCGCGUCAAGAAAAAGAAAACACGUGAGGCGUCGUCGUCUGCGUGUGGGAAGGCGGCCAGAAGAAAAUGCAGCACGGAGACAAAAUCCGUCCGUACCAAUGGACAAUGUGACGCCAGCUCGUCAUUCCAAAAUGUUGACAAUGAAACCAAGGACGAUUUUUGUCCUAUUUGCCAGAUGCCAUUCUCAGUCUUGUUGGGGCAGUCGCAAAGAUGGCAUGUUUCGGAAUGUCUGGACACGCAAAGGGAUACUUGUCAAGAAUGUCCUGACGGGUCCAAGUGCUCGUCGUCCAUUCCGAGCCACUACAACAAGUUCAAACACACUCAAAUGGCCCACGCUCGCGCCACCGGCCUCCCCGUGCCGUUACUCUCGCAUUGCAACGAACGUUCUACCUUAAAUGAACACGUGGACCCAUCGCCGCCAUUGUCGACGCCGUCCCAAACUAGAAACGGUCUUCUGCUAUUGCGCUCGCCCGGACCGGAGGAUAUGAAGAAGAAGAAAGGCUGGUCUCCCAGCGGACGUUCUUCCGUUACAUCCUCGCAGGAAAGCGUAAAGACGCCCUUGACUACCUGCCGCAUUUCAGAGCAAAGCCAAGCGUCUCCCGACGUCAACAACGGGAUAUCCUAUUCUCCUCUUUCGGAGAUUCCCGCCGAGAUCCGAGGAUCUGAAGACGAAGACUCCCUUCUUCUCUUCGGCGAGGAUGAACUGUUCCCGGACGUGACUGAUUGCCUCGAAGACGCCGUCCGAGCGGAGAACCUUCCAUCCGCCCAGAGCAAAGUGCUGGAACUUUUAAAGGAAAGCCUUCCUUUCGUAGCGCCUCCUCAGAUAGAGGCACCUCCUCGAACAGAGGUGCCUCGAAGCAACGGACUCAAGCAGACGGACAUCGGCGUAUUUUUUGGCCUCAAGCCGCUGAAGUGUGACGUUUCGGAGUCCGGUGUCGCGGCGAGCCGGGCUUCUUCGAGAGGGCGACGGAAGACGAACGAAGGCGCGAGGGAACAAGACAACAAGGGUGAAAAGGCGGAAGAGGAGGAGACCAAGAACAAACGUUGGAAGAGAAACGGCUACGGUCAACGAGAACAACAACGACGGUGUCCUUUCUACAAAAAAAUUCCAGGCACGACGUUCGCCAUCGACGCCUUCUGCUACGGCACCGUCGAAGGCGUCACCGCUUACUUCCUGACUCAUUUCCAUUCGGACCACUACGGCGGCCUCACCAGAAAUUCCACGUUUCCCAUCUACUGCAACGAAAUGACGGGAAAGCUGGUAAAGAGCAAGUUGAAGGUGGACGAGCGCUUUGUGCACCAACUGCCCAUGAACACCAAAGUCACCGUGGACGGCACGCAAGUGGUCCUUCUCGACGCCAACCACUGUCCCGGAGCGGCCAUGUUGUUGUUCUUCCUGUCCAACGGACAGACUGUUCUCCACACGGGCGAUUUCCGAGCCGAUCCCGGCAUGGAGGCUUACCCGGAGCUGCUGGGCCGCCGAGUGCACACGCUGUACCUGGACACCACGUAUUGCUCCCCGGAGUACGUCUUCCCAGGACAACAAGAAGUCAUCGAGUUUGCCGCUAGCACCGCUUUUGAGACGGCGACGCUGCACCCUCGUACCUUGGUUGUAUGCGGCUCCUACUCGGUGGGAAAGGAAAAAAUCUUCUUGGCCUUGGCAGAGGUUUUGGGCUGCAAAGUGUGCGUGUCGCGAGACAAAUACGACACCAUGCGCUGUCUGGAUUCUGAAAGCGUAGAACGACGUUUCACCACAGACUGGAAGGCGACGCGGCUCCACGUGCUUCCUAUGAUGCAACUCAACAUAGCAAAGCUGCAGGCGCACCUGAGGAAGUUUUCGGGCCAGUACGAUCGUCUGCUGGCCUUCAAGCCCACCGGCUGGAGCUUCAGCCAGCAGACGGCGUCGCUCUUAGACAUCCGUCCCACCGUCAGCGACGACGUCUCCAUUUACGGCAUUCCGUACAGCGAGCACAGCAGCUUCGCCGAGCUGAAGCGUUUCGUCAAGUGGCUGCGUCCGCUCAAGAUCAUCCCCACGGUGAACAACGGCAGCCGGGCCGCCAGAAUGGCCAUGGAGAAGCAUUUCGGACAGUGGCUAACCACCGCCGACUCCGCUUAG